GCAAGACUGCCCAAUGGCGGUGGAGCGGUGACUCCAGGUAAUCCUUCGUGGCGAUAUGUACGCUGCACGUCGUAUAAUCCACGGUGGUCCAGAACUGGCAGGGCCAGCCAUUGCAAUCGAGUCGCGGAAUUAGGCAGCCACUGGUGUUGAUGAGGAGGUGCGGCCUGCGCUGAGCUCGUAUGUUGGAAUCAUCAAACCGCGACCUCAUGGCGUCCACGGCGGAUCUUCCACGAUAUAUCCAUCUCACGGCAGAUGAACGGAGUCGCCAGGCCUAUAGUCCUGCCAAUGUCCAGAGCGCCCUCGAAGGUCUCUACCAAGAUGGCUUGCUCAUUCUCAAAGGCGUAGUCGACGUCGCUCACAUCGACCAUCUUUACCGCGUCAUGACCAGCGAGACGAAAAGCAUCAUGGAAGACGGCCGCCGGGCCGGCAAAUACAAUCAGGGGGUCAAUAGUAAUAUUCUUCAGCUGCCGCCCGUCAAUCGGCAAGACUGCCUGUUCGACGAUGUCUGGUUCAAUCCGUAUGUCGUGCAGGUUGCACAAGCGUACCUUGGUUCGAAGCCGGUGACCAAUUUCUGCACCGCAAACAAUGCCUUGGCUGGUACGGGUGGGAUGCGCCAACCUGUCCAUAAGGACAUCACAUUUCAUCACCCGCUGUGUCCAUUCUAUUUCAUAGCGAACAUUGUCUUGUCCGAUUUCACCGAGGCGAAUGGAGCAACUGAGACCUGGCUGGGUUCGCACGCUCAUACCACCAGUCUCGAUCAAGUGCCAUGCACUGAGGAGACCAAAGUGCGGAAGCAAGUCCCGGGAGACCCAUCCUGCAAUGUUAAGCCCGAGAUCGUAGAAGAGCGAAGAAAGGUUCGUCCUCCCGUGCAGGCCAGCUGCGUGAAAGGCGAUGUUAUGAUUCGAGACUUGCGGACAUGGCACGCCGGCAUGCCGAACCAGAGUGCCAACGAUCGUAUCAUGAUUGGUAUUGGGUAUCAAGCGCCGUGGUAUCAGAACAACACGCAGCGACUCUUCUUACCAUUGGAGCACGCCAACUUCUUCAUGAAGCAUGGAGGUCAACCCGUGGAGCUGCGAGCGAACUUCUGCGAUCAGGAGCACCUCGAUCAGCUCUGGAAGAACUACGACUUCACCUUUGAGCCGUCUGUGUCCGUAGUUGCGCCUGACAAAGCGCAAGUAAACGCCAAGUCUGUAUAAGUGCGAUGCUUGAGGAUUUGCGUUGUUGAGUCAAUAUAGACAGGUAUUCAGAGGAGCCAUGAUAGAGUCAGAGCAACACAUAGU
Messenger RNA from Neohortaea acidophila, 1280 nucleotides. Its product is annotated as phytanoyl-dioxygenase family protein. Bases 180 to 1196 code for a protein of 338 amino acids. The record is from RefSeq and is a predicted model, not a curated record. NCBI's taxonomy places the organism in Eukaryota, Fungi, Ascomycota, Dothideomycetes, Mycosphaerellales, Teratosphaeriaceae. The transcript is spliced from 5 exons.